AUGGAGCUGCGCGGGGUAGAGGGGUGGCGUUGUGGGGGGAAGGGUGGGGGAGGGCGCCUGUUCCUGCUGGGCGGCCUCGCCCUGGGUGCGGUCUUCGGCGGGCUGUUGAGGCCGUUUGGCGCCCAGGACUGUUGUGCCCGAUGGGCCUGUUCUACAAAUGAUCGCAGCAGGUCGAAUAUCUUUAUUGUUUAUUUCAUGCUUGUGGCUGAUUUGGGUGGGCGUUUGGGGGGCUCUCGGGGUCGGAACUUCCAAUUGGAAGGCUCCUGCUCGCCUUGGGAUUUCAUUGCGUUUCGCGGGGUGUGGGGAGGAAGAGGUCCUGAGUUUCUUUGUCAGUUUGGUAGUUGA
Ostreobium quekettii is the source of this 345-nucleotide messenger RNA. Lineage: Eukaryota; Viridiplantae; Chlorophyta; Ulvophyceae; Bryopsidales; Ostreobiaceae. The record is from the annotation of a GenBank genome assembly.